GAGUAAAAGAGAUGUUGAAUCUGUUGAUGAUAGUGCAGAACUGUUACCACAUAAUCUUGGUCGCAUUAUUGACUAUAGGAGUAACAUAUUUGGCUUCAAAAGCAUGGAAGAGAGCUACAACAAACCAAAGAGAAGAGAUUCCUGGAAGGUUGGGACUGCCUUUUCUUGGGGAAACUCUUGCUUUUCUUUCAGCCACUAAUAGCACAAGGGGAUGCUAUGAUUUUGUCAGACUUAGGCGAUUGUGGAAUGGGAGAUGGUUCAAGACAAGGCUAUUUGGGAAGAUUCACAUAUUUGUUCCUAAUCCAGAAGGAGCAAGGACCAUAUUUGCCAAUGACUUUGUACUGUUCAACAAGGGUUACGUGAAAUCAAUGGCAGAUGCCGUGGGAGAGAAAAGCUUAUUAUGUGUACCCGUUGAGAGUCACAAAAGAAUAAGGCGUCUUCUAUCAGAACCAUUUUCCAUGACUUCCCUAUCCGCAUAUGUCACCAAAUUUGACAAACUGUUGUGUGGAAGGCUACAAAAGCUAGAAGAAACCGGGAAAAGUUUCAAGGUGUUGAACUUUUCUAUGAAGAUGACAUUCGAUGCAAUGUGUGAUAUGCUGAUGAGCAUCACGGAGGAUUCAUUACUACGACAGAUCGAAGAAGACUGCAACGCCGUCUCUGACGCCAUGUUAUCCAUUCCCAUCAUGAUUCCUGGUACCAGAUACUAUAAAGGCAUCACGGCUCGUAAAAGGCUCAUGGAGACCUUCAGAGAGAUCAUUGCCAGACGUAGGAGGGGAGAAGAAACUCGAGAGGACUUUCUUCAGUCCAUGUUGCAGAGAGACUCACUCCCACCCAGUGAAAAACUUGAUGACUCGGAAAUAAUGGAUAACCUGCUGACAUUGAUAAUUGCUGGACAAACGACCACGGCAGCGGCAAUGAUGUGGAGUGUAAAGUUUCUACAUGACAACAGAGAAGCACAGGACAUACUCAGGGAAGAACAGUUAUCCAUAACCAACAUGAAACCAGACGGAGCUUCACUUAACCAUGAAGAUCUAAACAACAUACGUUAUGGUUUGAAGGUAGUCAAGGAAACAUUGAGAAUGUCCAAUGUCCUGCUAUGGUUUCCUCGUGUUGCACUUCAAGACUGCACGAUCGAAGACAAUUAUGUUCAUUAUGGUUUGCUUAAUUAUAGGAGGGCGUCAUUAGUUUUUCUGGCCUUCUAUGACUAUGUUACUAACCAUACAGGGUAUGACAUAAAGAAAGGUUGGCAUGUUAACAUCGAUGCAACUUACAUACAUCAUGACUCUGAUUUGUACAAUGAUCCGUUGAAAUUCAACCCACAAAGAUUUGAUGAACAUCAAAAGCCAUACAGUUUCAUACCUUUCGGAUCAGGGCCUAGGACAUGCCUUGGGAUCAAUAUGGCAAAAGUGACAAUGUUAGUCUUUUUACACAGGCUUGCUGGUGGUUAUACGUGGACCCUUGAUGAUUUAGACACUUGCUUAGAAAAGAAGGCACACAUACCUAGGCUAAGGAGCGGUUGCCCAAUAACUUUGAAGUCCUUGAGCAAAACUAUGCUAGAGUCAUAAAAGAAGGUCAUGGAGAUUUACAAGAAAGGGAA
Messenger RNA from Vigna radiata var. radiata (mung bean), 1597 nucleotides. Its product is annotated as cytochrome P450 90A1-like. Gene Ontology annotation, biological process: multicellular organism development; sterol metabolic process; brassinosteroid homeostasis. NCBI's taxonomy places the organism in Eukaryota, Viridiplantae, Streptophyta, Magnoliopsida, Fabales, Fabaceae. Bases 12 to 1565 code for a protein of 517 amino acids. Gene Ontology annotation, molecular function: monooxygenase activity; iron ion binding; heme binding. The transcript has 9 exons. The record is from RefSeq and is a predicted model, not a curated record.